Oxyura jamaicensis (ruddy duck) is the source of this 7355-nucleotide messenger RNA. RefSeq names its product SLX4 structure-specific endonuclease subunit (gene SLX4). NCBI's taxonomy places the organism in Eukaryota, Metazoa, Chordata, Aves, Anseriformes, Anatidae. Gene Ontology annotation, biological process: DNA replication; resolution of meiotic recombination intermediates; interstrand cross-link repair. The transcript is spliced from 16 exons. Bases 527 to 6145 code for a protein of 1872 amino acids. The record is from RefSeq and is a predicted model, not a curated record. Gene Ontology annotation, cellular component: nucleus; Slx1-Slx4 complex. Gene Ontology annotation, molecular function: enzyme binding; DNA binding.
CCCGCGGGGGCGGCGGGAGCGGCGGCAGCCCGCGGCGCGGCGGAGAGGUUCCAUCUUUCAUUCUUACUGGUCUUGUUUUGUACUGUUGUGAUGAUCCACGUUUACUUGAAGGCCACAGCCGGGUAUGGAUUUAGUAUCUAAGUGGAUGGGGCUGCAGUAAGUGUCUUUUUGAAGCCCCUAGCACAUCCUGUGCGUGGUCUGCACAAACUCUAGUGCUUACCUUACAGUCUUGAGAGCUCAGAAGAACCAGCUUGUCAAUGCCAACGUGUGAAAGCACGUGGGGUGGUUUAAGAGAGAAUAUAUUCUACGAAAUGGCUGUGAAUUAAGUGUGGAAGAAUGAACUGUCGGAACAGUGGAGAAGUGCCCACUGAAGGCUGGAGAAUGGAGGUCUCUGAGGGGGAGGAAAGGACUUGGUGAAAGUCACAGGUCAUGGAGGAUGCAAACCUGAGCUGAUUCUGUUAUCUUCCCCUGUCCUCCAAUCCAUGCAGUGGCAUUAGGCCACUGUGUUACUGGCACCUGCAGGCCAAUGGAUGAACAGGACAGUGAUUUUAAAGAGCUGUGGGCAAAUAUUUUGGGCAGAGCGAAGAAAAAAUCUGGGGAUGCUGAGGCAGCAAAGAAGGCCCAGAAAAGGUCAAAGAGCACUGCUGCAAGAAGCAAAUUAAGAAGAGGCAAAGCUGCUGCCAGGAGCCAAAACCAUCACCUCUUUCCAGCAGCAAAGAAAGCAAACUUGACUCAAGAUUUGGGUCCUAAGGAACAAGUUUUGGUGCACAAAGAAGACAGUGACAAUGUGGCCUGUAGUAGUGGUGAGAAUGAGCAAGGGGAUGGAAAGAUAAGCCCCUUCACUGCCAGCCAGCUGAGUACAGCAGCCAGUGACUGCAGCCAGAGGACUCUGACAGUAAAUGCUCUGAGUGGCUCUUCCCAGACUACAUUAUCCUUCCAUCCUGCUACACAGCCAGGGGCCUGCUCUUCACCCACCUCAAAGAUACCGCCGCUCGCAGGACCAAAGGCACGGGUAGCAGAGCUGGUAGUGGAGAGAAUGCAGCAGUUCAAGAGAGUGGCACCUGAGCAGCUAAAACACAGCACAGAUGACAGCUUGCCAAAAUCUGUAGCCAGCGGGGAUUUUCCUGAUGAAAGCCAGGAGCAGAACUCACCAGAGAAUGAUAUCCACGAUCUUCCAUCCAUGCAGCAUGAUGGUGCUCUGGCUUUGGCUCUUCAGCAGGAAACCAAAGAGGAAGCCCUGGAGGAUGCAGGCUUGUUCUUUUGUCAGAUCUGCCAAAAGGAUCUCUCAGCCAUGAACUCAACACGGCGAGAGCAGCAUGUUAACAGGUGUCUGGAUGAGAUGGAAGAUGCGCAGCUGUCAUCCUCCAGCAAACCACUGGUCCCUGAAUGUCCCAUCUGUGGGAAGCAAUUCCAAACCCCCCAGAGCCGAGUCAGUCACUUGAAGCGCUGUGCUGUCGAGAUGGAUGUUCCCCCUAAGAUGCUUCUUCAGGCAGUGCAGUUGCAGAUGUCCACACUUGGUGAUGCACCUCUACAGUUUCCCACCAAUCAACUAAGCAGGUCAAAGCGAAAAGGCUCCUCCAAAGAGGACUCAAAGAACAAGCAGAAGAGGGCCAAAAUGGAGACUAAGGAUGAAGAUUUGCUGGUUGCUAUGGCAAUGUCACGCUCUCUGUUGGAGCAAGAAAAGCAGGAACAGGCAAAAUCAGUUACAAACGUGAAACCAGUGGCUGCUUUGCCAAUCAAAUGGAAGCCAGGAUCAGAUAAAAAACGACGUAAAAGAGGCCCAAGUACACCUCCACUGUUACUACUUCAGAAUCCAGAGAAGGCCCGCAAAAGGAUCCAGGAGCGGGUAGCUAUGCUGCUUGUAGAAGAGGCUGAAUUCCCUCCCACCCCUCAGCUUCCCUCUAGCAGGAUUUUGGAGGAUGAAUCUGGGAAAGCAGCCUGGCUCUUGCCAUUGCCCAAAAGCAGGGACUGCUUUUUGUGGAAUAUCAGUGCUCUCACAGGACCUUGUGACCCUGAAUUAUUCUACACUGCUGCAUUGAACCCUCCGAUUGUACCUUGGAAACCUGUGCAGAAUCAUGAGGCAGACAACGUUCUGCCAUCAGUAGGAUCCGAUCAACCAGAAGAAUCUCAGCAAAUGCAGCCUGACCUCAGUUCUCAUGAUCCCACUUGCGUAACGGUCAGAGACCAAACUUCUGAUGAAUUCAAGUCAGGCCCUGAAGAAGAUGGGCAAUAUUUAUCUCACAGCCAGAAGGAUGUUCAGAACCUGCAGAACCUAGUUGAGUUGGCCAAGGAAGGACUUACCCUUACUCAGCGGAACCUUGAUGUUGACCACAUUCAAGCAGCAGAGCAAUCAGGAAAAGAACUGACUUCCAGUGACUCUCCACAUACUGGUUUUGUCCCAGCACACAAAGAGAAGAAAUUCCUGACAAGCAGCUCUAAGAAAUCCUCCCUCAGGUUGCUGGCUGAAGAUUUCAGUGCAAUGGUCAACAACCCCCACUUAAGUGACGUGCAGUUCCAGGUGGACUCUGGGGAAGUCAUUUAUGCCCACAUGUUUGUGUUGUACGCACGGUGUCCACAGGCCGUUCAGGUUGUUCACAGGGAAGGGUUCUUAGUGGAGGAGGAUGGGAACGCGCAGACACGCCGUGUGCUGCUGAGUGACGUGACAGGAGAGGCGGCCUGCGCAUUCCUGCGAUACCUUUAUGCUGCUGAUGCUGGCAUCCCUGCUGGGAUGUUGCCCCAGGUCGGGGCUCUGGCUGCCAGGUUUGGUGUGAGGGAGCUGAUAGCAGAGUGUGAAAAUAACACUGGAGAGAGCCAGGUGUCUUCUGGAGUGGAUUCAGAAGAUGAUCUGAUCUCUGUGAGGGAUGACAAAGAUUGUGAGGACAGAGCUGAGAACUUCCAAGACCUACUGAAGUCAGUAUGGGUGGGUGAAGAUGAGGAAGAAGCAGCUGUCCUGAACCCUGAAUGUGAGAAAGAAGAUGACAAUGGGGUGGGGGAACAGGAGCUGGAGGAAAUCUAUGAGUUUGCUGCGACUCAGAGAAAGAUAGUUCAACGUGAAACAGAAUUGAGUGAGGGAACAGACGGCAGCACGUGCAGUGACACUGAGGCAGCCCUAGGUAUGAACCAGCAGGUGGAGGAGGAAGAAGUAAAGAGGUCUGAAUCUGCUUCAAUAAGUAACAGCUUCAAAGAUCUGAGGGAUGACAAUGAUGUGGAAAGACCUAAAUGUGACUUGUCUGCAGAAAAAGAGAAAAUGCAGAAUAUAAAUAGAUGCAAAAGAGUGAAUGUUGCACAGAUCCCUUUUGUGCCUCACCACAGUGAACCUCAAAAGUGGGAUGUAGCAUCCCAUGGUGCCACCACUAAUGAAGGAGAGACCAUUAGGAGAUGCAAUGGUGGGAAGGAUUCCGAGUCAUCUCAGGUCUCAUGUGAUGUAGAAGGAGAAAGUCACUGUGAAAAACAGUUUUCUAGCUUCCACAAUGAUACUAAUGCAAAUGAAAUUUAUGAACACUUAUUUUCUGCAACUCAGGGUGAUUACUCUGAGCCUUCCCCGAUGAAAGAAGGUGUUAAAGAAUCAGAAAAGACUCUCGGUGAAAAACAUGUUGAUGUUAAUGAUUCUCUACUGAACAGCAAAUCACAAACAGACCUCUCUCCACGUAGAAACACUUUGUACAGUUCUCCUUUCAAAGCUUAUGUGCCCCUUUUUCCUGCUGUUGGCUCUUCACCUGUGUCUCCAAAAUCGGACAGGAAGCUUGCCAGAGAACAUGUAUCAGCUUUACAGGAAAACAAAAAGAAAAAAUCAUUCCCAUCUAAUGAAAUACUCUUUCAGAAAGCUAAUGAGCUGGAUACUGCAUCAGGAAACGAGAACACAAUUUCUCCAGCAGAGCUUCCCCACACUGAUUUAAACAAGCAUAUGAAUGUCCCAGUGCUGUCAUCACCAGUUAUCAGAACUCAAGAUCCUGCAGCUCAGGGGAACGAGAAGUGUGAUGUUAUUGUUUUAUCUUCUGAUGAUGAAAUGGAGCUACAAGACAAGAAGUCACCAGAGUCAGGCCCUGCUCUGAAGGAAAUGGAAGUCUCUGGGCAACUGAAAUGUACAAAUGCAGAACAAGGUCCUGAGAUACCAAAACCUGAACAUAACUCAUCAGUCACUGAAACAGAGCAGAAAUCAACACAAGUCUCGUGUGUCAUUACAGAAAAGGUGCAUAUAAGUAGUGGUGUAAAGAUGUCCCCUGAAUUGCCUCUCAGCAGUCAAGUAGAUGGUUGUACAGAGGGCAAGCAGAGUCCAGAUGCGAGCCCUGAAAAAAGGCUCCAUGAAGUUUCUUCAGGUACAGACAGCUCCUGGAUAGUGCCAGACACACCAGUUCUGACCAAAAGCAGAAAUUUCUCAACACAGACUCAUGUCACAAGUAUUAACUCUUCAGAGAAUACAGGACCUAAAGCCAGCACAAGAAGCCUAGCAGCUGGUAAUAGUAACCAUGAAAUUGAUAGAAAUUUAGUAAAAGUUUCUGAACCAGCAUUGUCAGACAAACAUUUGCCUCUGGAGAACUCAGUCAGUGAAAGGAAUCCUUCCAGCAGUCCAGAAGCAGAAUCAUCUUCUAAGAAAUCCCCACCAGUUUCUGCAGUGGAUGCCAUUGUCCUCUCCCCUGGCCACACCAACAUGAAAAACAAAUGUGCUAAUAGCUCCUUUUUGUCCCAAUCUUUGCCUCAUGGCCAUGGGCAGUCACUGGAAGAUAAAACAAACAUCAGCGUGGUUGAGGUAGAGGACAGUGAGGGGGAGAAGGAAAUAAGUAUAGCUUCUUUGAGCAGUAGUGUCUUGCUUAGUGACGAACCCCCAGUUCCUGUUGGUGAGUGCUGGCCUGUCGAGUGUCUGUCACCAGUCAGAGGUAACAGCCAGUACUCAAAGCAGGUUCGCCAUGCAAACACCAGAGCUGCCAGCAGUCCCGAACCUGGCUCUUCACACGACCGGUGGGAGAGCCCAGACCAAGCACAGGAAAUUAAGGGUAGUACUCCUCUUCAAGGAAAUCCUUCUGGCAGAAGAACAACUUUCUUCUGUCUUGAAAAGAGUCCUGUUGGGGCUUGUACAUCAGUGGGCAGUACACCAAGUUACCUGAACUCCAAAAUCUGGGAUGAUUGGGAUGAAGAAGAAGAGGAAGAUGAAUUUCCAGAGAUGCUUCCUCUGUCGCAGAGGGUGUCAGCUGCAGCAGAUGCAAAUCCUGUAAAGACUCCUGAACCUGCCUGUCAGGAGCGCAACCAGUCUCCCAGGACUCCAGUGACACCAAUGCCAGCUUACUCCAUGAUGGAGACCCCACAGCUGAAGAAGGAGUUGAAAAGAUUUGGAGUUCGUCCUCUCCCAAAGCGCCAGAUGGUGUUGAAGCUGAAGGAGAUAUUCCAGUAUACUCACCGGGAUGUGGACUCUGACUUUGAAGAUGAAAUCCCAUCCUCCCAGCCUCCCCUGCAGAAGUCCCCUGCCAAACGCUGUAGGCAGUCAAAGGCAGCACAGAGCACAGGUGGAAAGCGUCCCAAAGCCUCAAGGGCUGUGAGCAAAAGGAAGCAGGUUGCUACGGCUUCUUCAGUGCUCACUGUGGGAAGGGCUGGUGAUGACCUGGUUGGACCCCCUGAAAAAGGCUGUGCAGCCCCCAAGCAGGGAACUGGAAUGACACAUGACCCAGAAGGAGCCAAAGAGCAGACAAGGUCAGCUGUAUCUCCUGAGGGAUGGUCUCUGGCAGCUGACGGCGAAGACCUGAUGCUGUCAACGUCUCAGAAGUCUACAACUUCUUCAGGGGAUAGCAGCGACAUCUCUUUUGGUUCACAGAGUUCUUUUGCAAAAGAAUUUGAGGCCUGUGCAUUUGCAUCUGAAGAAGAAGAUGAAGAAGAGGUUCCAGCGUCUCAGGCAGCAGCUCGGGAAGAAGAAAAGCUGGAGGCAGUGAGGUGCUACAUCCGUUCAAACCCAGCCCUGUACCGCAGGAUUCUCUUCUAUGAGCCGAUUGAGCUGGCUGUGCUGCAUGCAGAGCUGAAACUGAACGGCAUUAAGAUUGCCAAGGCAAAGCUGCUGGACUUUUUGGAUGCUCACUGCAUCACCUUUACCACAGCUGGAGCACGGAAAGAGAAGGAACAGAAAGGAAAGGGGAACAAAAGACGGCGGAAACGAUACUGAAUGGAGCCCACUCCUCCAUCCUGAAAAUUCUGUACAUGGAGGCCUUCUUCGUAAGGUGGAAAUCCUAUUGCAGGCUGGUGCUGUCAGCGAUGGUGUGAUCAGUGGGUGCACUGCUCCUCCUUGUGGCGCGCUGCCCAGAUGACAUGCUGCAGAAUGGAUCUGAGCUGAGCUUUUCUCCCAGCCUUCGUCCGAGUUGCACAAACUCCUCUUUCAGGAGCCUCUUUCUAUCCCACGAUUUUCCUCCUGUGCAUUUUCUUGUCUUUCCAUUUUUCUAGUAGGUUUUCAAUUCCCAACUUUUCUUCCUCUUGGUGCUUCUGGAAGCAGGUACUUCCUCUGCUGACCCUUGCCAAGGCCUUUGCCCUGGCCUUGGGCUGUGACCUACUUCACCCUUCAAGUUCCAGAAUUGAGUAGAAUAACCCGUCCCAGCUGGUCCCCUUUCCUCUGUAAAGCACCUGAGUAUUAAGACCCCAGUGACUUCAGUCUUCUUUUUUUUUCACCAUGUGAUUUUCCUGCUGAUUGUUAAGGCGGGGAGGAGCAUUGUGUGCCUCCCUUCUGCCCUUGAUUCAAUUUGCGGUCCCUGGUAAAACUCACAAAUCUGUUCCAGAAGUGGCUGCACAACAGUGGAGGUGUUUUGCUAGUCUAUUUGUGGUGGCUCCCCAAAGUGCCCUCUGACACCAGAUGUCAUGUGAAAACUGUUGAAUGUUCAGCUGUGUAUGUUCACUUGCAUGCUGGGAUCUGUGCUAACGAUAUCAUCUGCUCCAUUUUCAAAGCAUUGUUUUACCUUGGUAUGGUAGCUUGACUAUGCCCUUGACAGAGAUGUUUUUAAAAAGACAGUAUUAGAGUGGCCAGUGGGUUUCUUAAGCACUUCUUAUAACCUGAUCUGAACCCACUUCCUUGAUCCAAACUGGACUGAUCUUUGGUUGCACACUGUCUGGGACACUUGGAGAAGUCUUAGACCCUAAAUUGCCAUCUUGUAUUUAUUUACUUUUACAACAUUGUCUGACUUUUCUCUGUUCUGGCAGUUCUGAGUCUGCAAAGAGUCUCACUCAGCAAACUGGACACAACGCUUAAAAAAAAAAAAAAAAGCCUUAUUUCUAGAUGUAUUUAUAUAUUUGGAACAUAUUUUUUAUUUUAUUAUUAUUUGAUACAGUACAGCCUUGCGUUUAUUUGAUUUAUAUACAAUAAACAAUUUGUAAGGUAACAAUGCUAA